CUCCGCCGGGGAUUCCUGAUCCCUGCAACCAGGUCAGUAGAAGAGUCAGCAAUACGCAGGAACCGAGCAUGGCCCAGACAGAGGAUGCCAUUGAGACCCCAGCAUUGGGCCGCCCCUUCCAGCUGGGGAUGCUUUACGACUGUCGCAAGGAUGCCCUUAUCCCAGGAGUCACCCUUUGGGAUUACAGCUCUCUUCAGAAGGAUCUGACCAUCAAACCUCAACCAAAGACAGAAUCAGAAAUCAUUGCUUCUGAUAGCAUAGAUGAUAAGGCCUCCACCCUGGACAUCUCAGCCUCCCUCAAGGCCAGUUUCCUGGGAGGGCUGGUUGAAGUGGGAGGGUCGGCCAAGUAUCUUCACGACACCAAGCAGUCCAAGCAACAGGCCAGAGUCACUGUUCAGUACAAAACCACCACCAAGUAUGAACAGCUGACAAUGAGCCACCUAGGAAUCCAGAAUGUCUCUUACCCAGCUGUCUUUGAGCAUGGCACAGCCACCCAUGUGGUCACUGCCAUCCUCUAUGGAGCCCAGGCCUUCUUUGUGUUUGAUCGAGAAGUUUCUUCAACAGAGACAGUGAAACAUAUUCAAGGAAGUCUCCAGCUUACAGUCCAGAAGUUGAUAUCCAUCACAGGAGAAGCAGAGGUCAAACUGACUGAGAAGGAGAAAGAGAAUGCUCUGAAGUUUAGUUGCAAGUUCCACGGAGACUUUUCUUUGGAGAAAAAUCCAGUCACUUUCCAAGAUGCCAUGAAAGUUUAUGAAACUCUCCCAAAAUUGUUAGGGGAACACGGGGAGAAGGCUGUGCCUAUGAGGGUCUGGCUCUACCCGCUGACCAAGCUAGACACCAGAGCAGCUAAGAUGGUCCGAGAAAUCAGCCUAGCAUUGAUCUUUGAUGCUGAAAAGAUCUUGGAGGAACUCAAUGAAAUCCGGAUGCAAAGCAACGAUCUAGCCAAGAAUCCCAUUGCUGAGACCUUCCCUGAGAUCAAGAGGAAGAUCCAGCAGUUCAAGGAUCUCUGCAAGCAACACAGGCAGACUUUCCAGAAACAGCUGGCUAGAAUGUUGCCUUCCAUCCGGGGAGGAGGGCAGGAGGAAGGGAUCCUGGUGGACAUCUUGAUGUCCAUCAACCAGUCGCCUUUCAACAGCCAAAGACUCCGUGGAUUUCUGGACAGCAAAAAAAGAGAAAUUAACUUUGUCAAAUCUUAUCUGACUAUUCUAAAUGAAAUGCAAGUUAUCUCAUCUCAGAACAAGUUGGAAGAAAUAGUUCUGGACCUCCAGAAUGUAUAUGUGGUCUCCUUUAUAUUCACUUCUUUAUAUAAAAAUGAGCCAUUUCUGUUGAGCUUACAAGACUGGCUUGGGGAGCAAUUCUUGCAAGAAUCAGCUAAGUCCACAAGAUCCAGUUCUGGUCAGGAGGAAGACACAGCAUGGUUUGAUGACAAGGGAUGGACCCGCAAUGCUCGCCAAGCUGCCAAAUCCAUUAAAGACUAUUUCAGUAUCAACCAAUCCAAUGAGAAGGUCUGCUAUGUCGUGGCCUCUCUCCCAGAUCUGGCCACACCAGGAGCCUCAAUAUACCUUUAUGAAGAUGGACGGCUGGUCAGCCAGAACUUUGAGUUGCCCUCAAAACCUCUCCCUUUCCUGAUCAGUGAACUGAGACAUGACAGCAUUCAACUGAAGUUUCAGCCAGCUGAAUAUGGAAAGGCUUCCAUCUCCAACUAUCUGGUAGAGUACAAGGUUGCAGGGGACGAAAACUGGAAGACCGUGAGGACAGAGGACACCAGGGAGAUGUUCCUGCUGAAAGAUCUGCCUCCAAACACAGAGUACCAGUUCCAGUAUGCUGCUUGUUGCAAGCCAGGCCUUAGUAAAUCCAGUGACCUGAGCCCACCCAUUAAGACCCUUCCCACCAGCCCUCCUGAGAAAUUAAGAAUGGUCACUGCAGCACCUUCUGUCAUCUCUGUGGCCUGGAUGAGUCCCAGCAUCGUUGCUUCAGGAGUUAUGGUCAAGGAGUAUAAGGUGGAGUACAGAAUGGUGGAGGCUGGAAUUGGGAGUGUCCAGUGGACUGAAAAAAGGACUGGAAGAAAAACAGAAUUUUAUCCCAUUGAAGGUCUAAAGCCCCAGACAGUGUAUAAAAUACGGGUGUCAGCCAUGUGUGAUAAUGGAGCUCUGGGUGUCCCUAGCAAGGAGAUGGAGGUCUCCACAUCACUGGAGGAAGGAAGUAUAGAUAAUGUAGCUCGCCAGUUCCUUCAGGAAAGCUCCCUGGUGGAGGACAGACAGCCAUUAAUGUUCACCCUGCCUCUGAAGAAAGUCCCCUCAGAUUCCUCCAGAUCCUGUUUCAUGUACCAGGUUGGAAAGGAGAACCCAGAAGUGCCCAACAAAGUGAUCCUGGUGAUGGGAGCAACAGGGUGUGGGAAAACCACUCUGAUCAACGGGAUGAUCAAUUAUAUUGUGGGUGUCCAGUGGGAAGAUAAUUUUAGAUUCAAACUCAUUCAUGAAACCACCCAGAGAAGCGAAGCUGGAAGGAGGACGUCUGAAGUCACAGCCUUUGUGGUGAACCAUCGGAAGGGUUUCCAAAUUCCCUUUUCUCUCACAAUCAUUGACACUCCAGGAUUUGGAGGCACAAGAGAUGCAGAGCAAGACAAACUGGUGGAGAAGCAGCUCCUGGAGUUUUUCUCCACCCCAGGGGGCAUUGAUCACAUGGAUGCCAUCUGCUUGGUGGCCCAGGCCUUCCUUGCCCAUUCAACUCACAUCCAAAAAUGUGUCUUUGACUCCAUGCUCUCCAUGUUGGGAAAAGACGUGAAGGAAAACAUCCAACUCCUGAUCACCUUUGCGGAUGGGGGGACCCCACCUGUCCUGGAGGCCCUCAAGGAGACUGACCUGCCGUGUACUCAGAAUGAGUCGGGAAUCCCUCUGCACUUCAGACUCAACCAUUCAGCCCUCUUUGCUCCCCGAGAAUAUGGAGGAAGCCCUAAUAUUGUUGCCGAAAUGUUCUGGAAAAUGAGCACUGAGAGCAUGAAGAAUUUAUUUGACUCAUUAGUGAUGCUGGAAACCAAAAGUUUAACCUUGACCAUGGAGGUCCUCAAGGAACAUCAGGAGCUGGAAGCUGCUCUUAGAAGACCUCCCCCUCCUAAGGUUGAGCAAGUGCACCCAAAUAGUUUCCACAUCAGUAUUGAUCCAGCAGCCAUCGGGAAGGCUUCGGUCUCCAGGUACCAGGUGGAAUAUCGGAUUGCAGGAGACAAUUGGAAAAGUCUCAAUACUGAAGGCCCAAAGGAUCAAUUCACCCUGGAAGAUGUCCACCUAAACCUUCAGUACCAAUUCCGAUGUGCAGCUGUGACUCCAGGAGGGCUCAGUCAAUGGAGUGAGGCAAUCACUUGCAUCUGUCCUACGGGGAGGCCUGCUGAGAAAUCCCGAGUUUUGUGUUGUGCAACUUGUCUGGAAAUUCCUGGAAGCAUCCGAGGGCCUGAACGUAGGAUCAUCCUGAUGGGAAAAAGCGGAAAUGGGAAAAGUGCAACAGGAAACACAAUUCUGGGAAGCAAAGUCUGUGAAUUUGGUUCAGCCACCAAAACGUGCCAAAAAGAGGAGACAUGGCUGAAGGGCAGGAAGAUUGUGGUUCUCGAUACGCCCGGCUUUGUAGAUACGCCUGGCUUUUGGAAUCCAGUGUUUUACUCCAACUACAUGAUAAAUGGAAUUACGAAGUUUGUCAGCCUUUACUCCCUAGGUCCCCACGUUAUUCUGUGGGUCAUUCGUCUUGGCUCUUUCACCAGGCAGAGGUUGGUGGCUGAGCAGUUCAAAAAUAUUUUCAGCCUUAAAGGCAAGAAUUAUACGAUCGUCUUGUUCACUCACAAAGAGGAGCUGAAAGGGAGGGCUCUGGAGGAAUUCAUAUCCGAGGAAGAUCCCUCUCUUAGGAGUGAAAUGUCCCACUAUGGGAACCGGUUCCUUGCUUUCAACAACGAGGCCGAAGGAGAAGAACGAGAAGCUCAGGUGGCCCAACUGAUGACUAUGAUUGAUGACCUGGUGCAAAAGAACAAAGAUGCUCCUUGUUACACAGAAGAGAUGUUAACAGUCAGUAGAAGAGUCAGCGACACACAGGAACCGAGGAUGGCCCAGAGAGAAGAUGCCAUUGAGACCCCAGCCCUGGGCCGCCCCUUCCAGCUGGGGAUGCUUUAUGACUGUCACAAGGAUGCCCUCAUCCCAGGAGUCACCCUUUGGGACUACAGCUCUCUUCAGAAGGACCUGACCAUCAAGCCUCAGCCCAAGACAGAAUCUGAAAUCAUUGUUUCUGACAGCAUAGAUGAUAAAGCCUCUGCCCUGGACAUCUCAGCCUCCCUCAAGGCCAGUUUCCUGGGUGGGCUGGUUGAAGUGGGAGGGUCAGCCAAGUAUCUUCAUGACACCAAGAAGUCCAAGCAACAGGCCAGAGUCACCGUUCAGUACAAAACCACCACCAAGUAUGAACAGCUGACAAUGAGCCACCUAGGAAUCCAGAAUGUCUCUUACCCAGCUGUCUUUGAGCAGGGCACAGCCACCCAUGUGGUCACUGCCAUCCUCUACGGAGCCCAGGCCUUCUUUGUCUUUGACCGAGAAGUUUCUUCAACAGAGACAGUGAAACAUAUUCAAGGAAGUCUCCAGCUUACAGUCCAGAAGCUGAUAUCCAUCACAGGAGAAGCAGAGAUCAAACUGACUGAGAAGGAGAAAGAGAAUGCUCUGAAGUUUAGUUGCAAGUUCCAUGGAGACUUUUCUUUGGAGAAAAAUCCAGUGACUUUGCAAGAUGCCAUCACAGCUUAUGAAACUCUCCCAAAAUUGUUAGGGGAACACGGGGAGAAUGCUGUGCCUAUGAGGGUCUGGCUCUACCCCCUGACCAAGCUAGACACCAGAGCAGCUAAGAUAGUCCGUGAGAUCAGCCUAAUGUUGAUCUUUGAUGCUGAAAAGAUCUUGGAGGAACUCAAUGAAAUCCAGAUGCAAAGUAACGAUCUAGCCAAGAAUCCCAUCGCUGAGACCUUCCCUGAGAUCAAGAGGAAGAUCCAGCAGUUCAAGGAUCUGUGCAAGCAACACAGGCAGAUUUUCCAGAAACAGCUGGCCAGAAUGUUGCCUUCCAUCCGGGGAGGAAGAAAGGAGGAAGGGACCCUGGGGGACAUCUUGAUCUCCAUUAAAGAGUCACCCUUCAAUGGCCAAAGACUCUGUGAAUUUCUAGACAGCAAGAAAAGAGAAAUUAACUUUAUCAAAUCUUAUCUGACCAUUUUAAAUAAUAUAGAAGUUAUCUCAUCUCAGAAUAAGUUGGAAGAAAUCGUUCUUGACCCCCAGAAUGUAUAUGUGGUCUCCUUUAUAUUCACCUCUUUACAUAAAAAGGAGCCAUUUCUGUUGAGCUUACAGAAGUGGCUUCAGGAGCAAUUCUCGCAAGAAUCAGCUAAGUCCACAAAGUCAGGGCAGGAGGAAGACACAGCCUGGUUUGAGGACAAGGAGAGGACCCGCAAUGCUCGCCGAGCUGCCAAAUCCAUCAAAGACUUUUUCAGUAUCAAUCAAUCCAAUGAGAAGGUCCGCAUUGUUGUGGCCUCACUCCCAGAUCUGGCCACACCAGGAGCCUCAAUGUACCUUUAUGAAGAUGGAGAGCUGGUCAGCAAGAAUUUUGAGUUGCCCUCAAAACCUCUCCCUUUCCUCAUAACUGAACUGAGACACGACAGCAUUCAACUGAAGUUUCAACCAGCUGAAUAUGGAAAGUCUACAAUCACCAACUAUCUGGUAGAGUACAAGAUUGCAGGGGAAGAAAACUGGAAGACCGUGAGGACAGAGGACACCAGGGAGAUGUUUCUGCUGAAAGAUUUGCUUCCAAACACAGAGUACCGGUUCCAAUAUGCUGCUUGUUGCAAGCCAGGCCUUACUAUAUCCAGUGUCCUGAGCCCACCCAUAAAGACCCUUCCCACCAGUCCUCCUGAGAAAUUAAGAAUGGUCACUGCAGCACCUUCUGUCAUCUCUGUGGCCUGGAUGAGUCCCAGCAUCAUUGCCUCUGGAGUUGUGGUCAUAGAGUAUAAAUUGGAGUACAGAAUGGUGGAGGUUGAAUAUGGAAAUGACCAAUGGAUUGAAAAAAGGACUGGGAAUAAAACAGAAUUUUACAGCAUUGAAGGCCUUAGGCCCCAGACGGCAUACAGAAUACGGGUGUCAGCCGUGUGUGACAAUGGGGUUCUGAGUGUCCCCAGCAAGGAGAUGAAGGUCUCCACAAUACUGGAGAAAGAAAGUGCAGACAAGGUAGCACACCAGUUCCUUCAGAAAAGCUACCUGGUGGAGGACAAACAGCCAUUAGUGUUUGCCCUUCAUCUGGAGAAAAUCUCCUCAGAUGCCUCCACCUCCUGUCUCGGUUACCAGCUUGGAAAGAAGAAUCCAGAAGUGCCCAAUAAAGUGAUCCUUAUAAUGGGAGCAACAGGAUGUGGGAAAACCACUCUCAUCAACGGGAUGAUCAAUUAUAUCCUGGGUGUCCAAUGCAGAGAUAAUUUCAGAUUCAAACUCAUUCAUGAAACCACCCAGAAAAGCGGAGCUGGAAGCAGGACGUCUGAAGUCACAGCCUACGUGGUGAACCAUCAGAAGGGUUUCCGAAUUCCCUAUUCUCUCACAAUAAUUGAUACUCCAGUAUUUGGAGGCACAAGAGAUGCAGAGCAAGACAAAUUGGUGGAGAAACAGCUGCUGGAGUUUUUCUCCACCCCAGGGGGUAUUGACCACGUGGAUGCCAUCUGCUUGGUGGCCCAGGCCUUCCUUGCCCAUUCAAUUCAUGCCCAGAAAUGCAUCUUUGAUUCCAUGCUCUCCAUGUUGGGAAAAGACGUGAAGGAUAACAUCCAACUCCUGAUCAGCUUUGCAGAUGAGGGGACCCCACCUGUCCUGGAGGCCCUCAGAGAGGCUGACUUGUCGUGUGCUCAGAAUGACUUGGGAACCCCUCUGCACUUCAAGUUCAACCAUUCUGCUCUUUUUGUUAACCAAGAAAAUGGAAGAAGCCAUAAUGCUGCUGGAGAAAUGUUCUGGAAAAUGAGCACUGAGAGCAUGAAGGAUUUCUUUGACUGGUUAAAGAUAUUGGAAACCAAAAGUUUAACCUUGACCAUGGAGGUCCUCAAGAAACGUCAGGAGCUGGAAGCCGCUCUUAGAAGACCUCCCCCUCCUAAGAUUGAGCAAGUGCACCCAAAUAGUUUCCAGAUCAGUAUUGCUCCAGUAGCCAUCGGGAAACCUUCAGUCUCCAGGUACCAGGUGGAAUAUCGGAUUACAGGAGAUAAUUGGAAAAGUCUCGAUGCAAAGAACCCUAAGGAUCAAUUCACCCUGGAAGAUGUCCACCUAAAUCUUCAGUACCAAUUCCGAUGUGCAGCUGUGACUCCAGUAGGGCUCAGUCAAUGGAGUGAGGCGAUCACUUGCAUCUGUCCUACGGGGAGGCCUGCUGAGAAAUCCCGAGUUUUGUGCUGUGCCACUUGUCUGGAAAUGGCUGGAAGCAUCCGAGGACCUGAACGAAGGAUCGUCCUGGUGGGCAAAUGGGGAAAUGGGAAAAGUGCGACGGGAAACACAAUCCUGGGAAGCAAAAUCUUUGCGUUUGGGCUGUCAUCUCGGUCAGUAACACAAACCUGCCAGAAGGAGGAGACGCAGAUGAAGGGCAGGAAGGUUGUGGUUGUUGAUACGCCUGGCUUUUUCCAUACCUAUCGUCCAGACAAGGAUACUGCUGCAGAAGUGAGCAAGUGCGUGAAGUUUUGCUGCCCGGGUCCCCAUGUCAUUCUGCAUGUGGCGGAUCCUUUGCGUUUCUCCCAGGAGGAGACGGACGUGGCCCAGCAGGUCAAAGAGAUUUUUGGCCUUAAAGCCAAGGAUUACACGAUCCUCUUGUUCACCUGCAAAGAUGGCCUGGAAGGUCGAUCUCUAGAAAAUUUUAUAUCUUCCAGAGAUAAAAAAGUGAAGGAAUAUAUUGCUGAAUGCGGGAACCGGUGCCUGGCUUUCAACAACGAGGCAGAAGGAGUGGAACGAGAGGCUCAGGUGGCCGAAAUGAUGACCAUGAUUGAUGAUCUGGUGGAAAAGAACAGAUACGCUCCUUGUUACACAGAAGACAUGAUGAAAGUCAACAAAAGACAUGAUUUCAGAUUGCCUCCCUUUCCAUCAGGGACCAGAAAGUCUCUCUAAUUCAGCCUCUGCUCCAGUGGUGGGUUGCGGAGGCUCCGCCCACCCACCCAGACGUCUCUGCACAUGCACAGAAGUGUUGCGUGCGCGUGCCCACACCCACGAGGGAACCGGUAGCAGCCGAAAUUGAAACCGACUACUGCUCUGCUCCCAAGGUGACAGCUCUGCCAAAGGCCACUCUGAAGCUUCAAAAGGCUUUUUUUGCUAUUGCAACUAUUAUAUAGCUUCUCAGCUUCCAAUGAAUUAUGGGGGGAGGGAAGAGGGAGAUAGAAUUUAGGUUUCAGACAUGAAGAUCCCAGCCAUGAGGAUCUAUAGAUACUUUCAAAGACAUUAUGUAAGGAAUGCUCCACUCCUAGUAUGGGAAAAGGUUAAAGCCAAAAAUUAGCCAGGAAAGGUAAGUGAAAGAAACAAUGAUAACAUGGGCAAAUUUUUGGGGGGUAUGCUAUGGAAUUAGAUAAAUUAGAUAGAUAAACUUUGGGAUAGAAACUGUAAUUCACUAUGGAGGCAAUGAUAUAACCUAACAUAUUAGACAUUGGUAAAAUAGUAAAAUAUAACGAAAUUUUGGAUAAUGAGGGGAGAUUAAAAUCCAACCAAGAAUUAAAGGAGCAGGGAAUAAUUAUAGACUGAUGGCCUAUAGACUUAUAGACUCCAACUACAAUCAAGAUACAAAAAAGAUUUAGAGGAAUUUGGAUUUGAACCAAAUUUAACAUAACUAGACAAAUUAUUAACAGGCCCAAAAGAGAAAUUACUAUCUAAAAUAUAUAAUUAUUAAUUAAAUUUUGAUUUGGAAGAGGAAAUUGUAAAGGGGCCAAUGAUAGCAUGGGCCAAAAAUGUGGGAUGUAAUAUUGAGUUAGAAGAUUGGGAAAAAAUUUGGAAGAAAAAUUAUACAUUAACAAAAUCUGCUGCAUAUAAAGAAAAUCAGUAUAAAAUGUUCUAUUGGUGGCACUUAGCCCCAACAAGACUUGCAAAAACAUACCCCAAUCUAAAUCCUAAUUGCUGGAAAUGUAAAAAAGCACAAGGUACCUUUUUCAUGUAUGGUGGCUUUGCCCAGAAAUAAAAAAAUACUGGAUUAAAAUACAAAAAUGGUUAAAACUCAUCUCUUUCAGUUAGCCGGUCUCUCUUGAUUUUAUGAUUUUAUGGUUGAUUUUAAAUUUUGAUAUGGAUUUUAAAUUGACAAAUUUUAAACUAUGGGCCAAAUUUAAUUAUUUUAAAUUUAUUUUUAAUUGUACUUUAUGUAUAAAUGUUUUAUUUUGGCUGUUCACCACCCUGAGUCCGAAAGGAGAAGGGCGGUAUAGAAAUUUGAAUAAUAAAUAAAUAAAUAAAUAAAUAAAUAAAUAAAUAAAUAAAUAAAUAAAUAAAUAAAUAAAAUUACGCAUUGCCAAAUAGAAUUGAAGCCUGAACUGUUUCUUCUGGGGAUCAUUAAAGGAAAAUAUCCUAAAAAAAAUUAAUAUUUGAUCAUUCAUAUUAUUACAGCAUUGAGAAUUGUUACUCGCAGAAGCCUGGAAAAUGUCCAUUACAUCGAUAGAUUGUGUAAUAAUCCAGAAAAUUUUUUGAAUGUGCAGAAAUGGACAAACCUACUAUAGAAUUAAAUAAUAAGGAAGACUCAGAAUAUUACUCAACUUGGGAAAACUGGUAUCAAUGGAUAGAAAAUAAAAAUAGGAAAUAUAGAGAUCAAAAUAAAACAUAAUUUGUGUUUACAUAUAUGUGAUCAGGAAGGAAUAUCUGAGAAUAUAUGAAUAGAGUUAAGAUUUGUAUACUGUUAGAACGAUGUUGAAUUGUACAACUAUCAUGGAUGUAUUUUUGUUACAGAUGUAUUUGUAUUUUAAUAUUUUAAGUUUUAAUAAAGGUUUUUUGAAAAUUUAAAAAAAGAAACUAUAAAUUGACAAUGGCAACUACGUACAAGGAAAACCUGUAUAAAAUGUUCUACAGGUCACAUUUGCCACUGGCAAGGCUAGCAAAGAUGUUUAAAAACAUGUCCGCCAAACGUUGGAAAUGCAACCAGAUACCGGGCUCGUAUUACCAUAUGUGGUGGACCUGGCCAAACACCUUCCAGUAAUCAAUGUGGACUCAGG
Pantherophis guttatus is the source of this 10183-nucleotide messenger RNA. RefSeq lists its product as uncharacterized. The record is from RefSeq and is a predicted model, not a curated record. Gene Ontology annotation, molecular function: GTP binding; protein binding. Lineage: Eukaryota; Metazoa; Chordata; Lepidosauria; Squamata; Colubridae.